AUGUUCAGUGGCUCCUCGAGCCCACCCAAAGAAAAGACAGAUACCGUCCCGCGCUCUGGUGCCAUCAACACCCCGUCUCUAAGCAUCCAGACCGAAGACCCGAACGGAUCUCAGAAGAAGUCGUCCCCGCCUGGUGGAUUGUUUGCGCGCAGACCGAGCGAAGAGCAGAGCCCCGGAGGCGACAAGAAGCGCCGCAGCAGCACUGUCUCAAAGGCCGCGACAUUCUUCGCCAACGCAAAGAACUCGCUCAGCCUUAGUAGUCCCCGGAACGAGAGCGCUUUCAGUAACCCCAUCCUAGAGUCGCCUAGCAAGUACGGCAGCAUGGACCCGGCCCUCAAUGUCCCGCAGGGAUCGCUGAACAAUUCUGCGGGCGAGUCGGUACCAACUCCUCGGUCAUCGUUUAGAGUUGGCGUCACAGAAGAUCGGAAUAAGAAAUGUCGCCGGACGAUGGAAGAUACGCAUGCCUAUCUCUACAAUUUCCUCGGAAGCCCUGUACCGCCAGCCCAGACCGAUGACUCAAGUCAAAGCCUUAGCUCCGGAGACACGUCUACACCCGUCGUCGAGACAGAUAAUGGGUACUUUGCUAUAUUUGACGGACAUGCAGGCACCUUUGCUGCGCAAUUUUGCGGGAAAAAGCUGCAUCUGAUUCUGGAAGAUGUGUUGCGCAAGAACCCCAUUGCACCUAUUCCUGAGCUGCUUGACCAAACGUUCACUGUUGUUGACCAGCAGUUGGAAAAGCUGCCCGUCAAGAACAGCGGUUGCACUGCGGUUGUCGCGCUGCUCAGAUGGGAGGAUCGAGUUCCUAGUCCACAUUCCGUGACGGGUUCCUCUGCUCUCGGACCCGCAGCGACUGCUGCUGCUAAGAGCGAACCCGACGCUGAGGCCGCCGAUACACCCACGCAGGAAGCAGCCACCGCAACACCUGUCGCCAGCAUUCCGCCGAAGCUACGAGAAAAAGCGAUCCGGCAACGUGUUCUCUACACAGCCAAUGUUGGCGAUGCUCGGGUUAUCUUAUGUCGAAACGGCAAAGCGCUUCGUCUGUCUUACGAUCACAAAGGCAGUGAUGAGAACGAGGGAAGGAGAAUUGCCAAUGCGGGUGGUUUGAUACUGAACAACCGAGUGAAUGGAGUUCUCGCUGUGACCAGAGCUCUUGGUGAUGCGUAUAUCAAAGACCUUGUUACCGGACACCCGUACACAACAGAGACUGUCAUUCAGCCGGAUCUAGAUGAAUUCAUCAUCCUGGCCUGUGAUGGGCUCUGGGACGUAUGUAGUGAUCAGGAAGCCGUUGAUUUGAUUCGAGAUGUACAGGAUUCGCAGGUGGCUUCGAAGAUCCUAGUUGACCAUGCCCUCGCCCGGUUCAGCACUGAUAACCUUUCUUGCAUGGUAAUUCGUCUGGAUGCAGAACGCCAUCGCGAUAUUGUCACGCGAACAAACGACCCUCCCCUUACAGAUGGCAACCAUUCCACAAACCCCGGGCGUGGGAUCAGCGAGGCCGACAAGAUUGUCGAGGGAGCCAGGAAAAGCAUGGCAAACGCCGAGCUCGCAUUAGGUCCAAAGAAGAUCCCCGAGGAGACGGAAAAGUCAUCAGAAGAAGACCCUGCGCCGGACCCGUCCGUCUCGCCAAAUAGCCCGGCAAUCACGCUCAACCAACCGAGCAAGCCUACCAACAACCCAAGCAAUGAGUCAUGA
Aspergillus calidoustus is the source of this 1689-nucleotide messenger RNA. Lineage: Eukaryota; Fungi; Ascomycota; Eurotiomycetes; Eurotiales; Aspergillaceae. The record is from the annotation of a GenBank genome assembly.